Mercenaria mercenaria is the source of this 2800-nucleotide messenger RNA. RefSeq names its product ubiquitin thioesterase OTUB1-like. The transcript is spliced from 8 exons. Gene Ontology annotation, cellular component: nucleus. Gene Ontology annotation, biological process: protein K48-linked deubiquitination. The coding region runs from base 11 to 829 and encodes 272 amino acids. Gene Ontology annotation, molecular function: cysteine-type deubiquitinase activity; ubiquitin binding. NCBI's taxonomy places the organism in Eukaryota, Metazoa, Mollusca, Bivalvia, Venerida, Veneridae. The record is from RefSeq and is a predicted model, not a curated record.
AGACGAAUUUAUGACGUCAUUUUACGCGUGCGCAUACUCUAAUGAAAAAAUGGCUGAAGAGUUCGUGUUCGACCCAAAUAGGAAUUAUGAUGAAGCCACUAUGGCACAGUUGCGAGAGAUGGAGAAAGAGAUAGCAGAUAAUCAGAAACUUAUCAGCAGCAGAAUCAGUUUUGAUGCACUAAGUGAGGAGUAUGCGAAAGAAGAUGAAAUCUACAGAACAAAAAUACAACAGGAUCUAAAAAACAGGUACCAGUAUGUGCGGAAGACAAGAGGUGAUGGAAAUUGUUUCUUUAGAGCAUUUGGGUUUGCUUAUCUUGAGAAACUUCUCAUUGAUAGAACAGACAUAGACAGAUUUAGAGACGUUGCUAAACAAAGUAAAAAUGAGCUGGUCACGCUUGGAUUCCCGGAAUUUACCAUAGAAGAUUUCCAUGAAACAUUUAUGGAGGUUGUUAGUAAAGUGGAAAACCAUUGUUCACUGGAUGAGUUAUUGGAAACGUUUAAUGACCAAGGCCGUUCAGACUACAUUGUUGUGUAUUUGAGAUUAUUGGUGUCUGGAUACCUACAAAAGGAAGCAGAUUUCUUUGGUAGUUUCCUUGAAGGGGGCAGAACCAUGAAAGAAUUCUGUAACCAGGAAGUGGAACCAAUGGGUAAAGAGUCGGACCACAUUCACAUCAUAGCUCUGACAUCGAGUCUUGGAGUUCCUGUGAGAGUUGAGUACAUGGAUAGAGCAGGAACGGAGAAGUGUAAUCACCAUGAUUUUCCUGAAGAUUCCACACCAUUGAUAACACUGCUGUAUCGUCCUGGACACUAUGAUAUACUCUACUCCUGAUGUUUACCAUCGUCAAGUCUCACUGCAUAUGUGUCGUUAUUUAAAGCUCUAAAGCAUAGACAGAGUGGUUAAGAUUUAAUGUAUAAAAGUUUGUGUUGUGUUAGAGCAGUAAGGAAUAGUAUAUCUAUAUAUGUGUGACCUUGAUAGCCUUCUAAAGGAGAAUACAAUAACAUGUAAACAGAUAUUAGUGUAUAACUUUCAGUUUGCCAGUAAGUAUACAAAAUUUAUUGAAAGGUCACAGGUUGUUACCAGUUUUUGUGUAGUCACAUUACAUGUUUAUUAUAAACAGCAGUUUAAGUACACACAAACUUUUAAAGUACUUAUCUCAGUGCUAAAGUCUGAAUUCAUAACUUAGUCCUGUAAAAUAUUGCUACUUGCUGGACUGUGUCAAUAGAAAUAUAAAGUUUACUAGACAUUAAAUGUCUUGCAUUCAUGUAUCAUCUGUUAGAAAAGUAAAUAUGCAUUUUUCGAACUGUUGAGAGAAACCUCUGUUCAAGUUAGGAUUGGUGAAAAUAGUGACUUGCAAUGUUAUUUACUUUGAGCAAGGAACUUGGGUUAGGGUUAGGGUUAGGAUUUUUCAAAGUCAAAACAACAAAUAUUUGAAAGUUGAAAUUUCAGUACAUUGUGCAUGUAUAAGCUGUUGCUGUCUGAGGAUGUAGAAAAUCACAUUGUAGGUAGGAGUUAUUCAGUGAGUACUGAUUAUUAAUAGUAUCUCUUUAGGACGAAUCCGUCUUUUAUAAUACACUUCUUUGAAUUCAAGGUCAGCGACAGCAAAGUGCUUAUGAUAUCAACAUUGAAAACCCUUUUCCUUUCUGUUUGGGGUAUUACCAGCACUUGUUUCUGAAAAAAAAACAUCCAGUUUGCUUGCAGGUUUUGUUGACUCUGUCCUUCAGCCAGCACAGUGCUGUUUUCAGAGGCACCAGUACUGAGCUUUAUAGAACAAACCUUUUUUAUACAUCCACGGAAUGGGCUAUAUUAUGGAAAUAUCCGUGGCGGCAGGCGGCCACAAAAUUUAUUUUCACAGACAUAUGCAGAGUUUGUAUCCAGUGUUCACCAAACUUUGUCACAAAGUUUAUGUGCAUAAUAUACUGACCAAGAUUAAUAAUCAGGUGCAUCCUUCAAAACUCACAUGAGUUAAAGCCCUUACUAAAAAUUGUGAAAAUGAUAUAAUGUUCUUUCUUUGUAAUGAAGUAAUGCUCUGUCUUUUACUAGUAUAAUUGUUUUUCUUUGUAAUGACAAAACAGUCUUUCUAUGUAGUGACAUGAUGGUCUUUCUUUCUAAUGACUUUCUUUGUAAUUAUGUAACGGUCUCUCUUUGAAAUAAUAUUCUGGUCUUUCUUUUUAUUUUAAUGAUGUAAUUGUCUUUUAUUGUAAUUAUAGAAUGGUCAUUUUGUAAUGACAUAAUGGUCUUUGUUUUAAUGUAAUGUUCGAUGGUUGCAAUGUCAUAAUGGUCUUUCAUAUUAAUGAAGUAAUGGUCUAAGACUUUCUUUUUAGUGAUGUGUUGGACUUCCUUUGUUAUAAUGUAAUGGUCAUUCAUUUUUAUGCCAUAAUGGUCUUUCUUUGUAAUGACGUAAUUGGCCUUCUUUGUAAAUUGGUAAAAUAUUGAAUGAUUCAGAAAGCAGCAACGUGUUUUUGUUCAAAUUAUAGGGUUAAAGUGAAAUUUCAGUUUUCUAUACCAGAUUUAUAUGGAAUGAAAGGUAUGUAUGGUAAUACAUGUGUGUUCAUCAGUAAAUCACUUAAAGUUCAUGUGACAUUACAGCAGUGUUCCUAAAUCAUUGUCUCAAUCAUUUGUUUUGUCAGAAAACUUGACUUUGUUAGAAGCAAAGUGUAUAGAUGAUGCAGGUCAACUUUCAUAACUGUUUGCAUGUAUUUAAUGCUUACAUUGUAUCUCGCUUUGUUUAAUAAAGAUGUGAAGAAAAAAAAAACAGAAGAAAAAUGUCUAUUUACAUCAAUAAAGUUUACUGUAUUAUUA